AUGGUUUGUGAAAAGGCAAAAAGUCUUUGGAAAACUUUAAAUGAAGAUGGAUUAUAUAGUUGUUUAUUUGUAGAACCCUCUCGUGAAAAGAAAAUUAAAAAAGGGCGUCCCAGAUAUGUUGAUAUUUUGCUUUACAGUAAAACAAAGGAUUACCGUCUUCUUCGGUUUCUCUACAAUUUUCCCUUUGGAUUUCUCCUUUCUUUACUUGUUUACCAUUUGGCUUGGUAUAAAAUUAAUUUUGCUGCUGAUACAAGAUUUAUUCCUUCAUUUUGGGCUUUUUUAGUAAAAUAUUUUUUGAUUGGCUUUGCUGCACUUUCUUUUUCUUUAAAUUCUUUAAUUCGUUGUUCAAUUAUUUUUGCUAUUCUCUCAGGACUGAGUAGUUCAGGGCAAGGAGUUAUUUCAAUUUAUGUUAUGGAAAAUUUAAGAUUGGGGCCUAUACAAAAUAUUAUGGUUAAUUUUGGACAUUCAACAAAGAUUACUCUUUGCCAUUUGGAAUUACAAGCACGGGUUGCUAAACGUCGAAUGCAAAUUCAAGCAGGGCCUUUAGAAAUGCUUUUUGAGAAACAUUUUGGAAAUGCUACUUCAAUAGGCAAUAAAGUUGUAAAAAUGUUGCGUUCAUUAGUACAACCGUAUGAUGGAGAAAUUGAUUCAGACAGCACAGAAGAUGACAAACAUUUGUCUGCAAUUAUUGAUACUGCUGAAAGUCUUUGUUAUGAUACAAUACCCUUUCCAAUUCAUUAUUUUACUUGUUCUGCAAUGAAUUCUUUGACUCUUUGUAAACCUGAUCGUUUUAAAAAAAUGUCAUUUACAUAUUGUGAACUUGGCCAGACACAAGAUGCUGCACGUGGCACUCAUGAGAGUUUAUUUUCCUCUGAAUUAGAUAGUGAAAUGAGGGGGUUAGAGAAUAUAAGUAAAACAGUUAAACAUCAACUACAUUUAAAUUUACAUUUUGUUGCUGUAGAGGCACCUGAAUUAGAACAAGGAUAUUCUGUUAAUCAAUUACAAACUGAAAUGAAACAUGAUUUGGAAUAUUAUAAGAUAAUUUUGGCAACUUUUGACAAAAUGUUUACUUUUUUAAUUAUUAUGUUUACAUAUUUUGUUUUUAAAAAUUGUGUCUUAAUUAUAAUGAAUUAUUUAAAUGAUAUUGAAUUUAAAAAUUAUUUUACUACACCCUAUUUUUGGCAUAUUGAUUCAAAACGUCGACGAGAAGGAAAAGUUUAUUUGGGAUCCUUAAGAAAAGAAGAAAUUAAAUUUAAUAAUAUAAUUAGUCCUUUUGGGUUACCUCGAUCUGAUGAAAUUCGAAAAAUGACAAAAGCUUUUGUUCGUUGGAUUGUUUUAUUAUUUGUUGUUAUUGCAAUUGUUAUGCUCGAUUAUUAUUAUAACAGAAUGCUUGAAAUUGUAAUUGAACAUGGAAAAAUGUUAAGUGAACAAACAAGUUAUUCUCAUUUAAAUAUUAAAGUUGAUGGAGAGGGGGUUGUUGCUAAUUUACUUAAAGAGAUUCUUAAUUUUAAUUAUACGGGGUAUUUAAAAGAAGAACUUACAAAUGAAAAAUGCCUUAAAAAUGCUUCUUCGAAACCUGAUUGGAUUUAUAAUGUCACUAAUCUAUUUUUGCCUGUUUUCCUUAUUCUUUUGUUAAUGGUAUUUUUUAAUUUUGUUGUUCAACGUUUUGUAUUUCUUGUUGUAAUGGGAAUUAUAUUUCCUUAUAGAUCAAAAGCUCGAAUAAUUCAUUUAUAUAAUAAAUUAUUACUUGCUCGAAUUAAUAUGGAUAAAUUAAAUGAAGCAAAGAAAAUUGAAGAAAGUAAAAAGAAAAUUGAAGAGAAAAAAGAAAAUAAAAAGAAGAUUGAAGAAAAAAAUAAUUUAAAAGAUAAAUAA
Molecule: messenger RNA, 1872 nt
Organism: Meloidogyne enterolobii
Lineage: Eukaryota; Metazoa; Nematoda; Chromadorea; Rhabditida; Meloidogynidae
Source: the annotation of a GenBank genome assembly